This is a messenger RNA of Geodia barretti, 2701 nucleotides long. NCBI's taxonomy places the organism in Eukaryota, Metazoa, Porifera, Demospongiae, Tetractinellida, Geodiidae. The record is from the annotation of a GenBank genome assembly.
AGCUAACGGUAACGGCAGACACAGCUUCAGGUUUGGUACAGAACAUAUCGACUAUCCUGAGCAGUGCUAACGAGGAGGACCAGACACCAGAUAACCUUGUACGUGUCACUGGGGUGCUGGAGGGCGUGGUCGGACUGAUCAAUAAUGGAACCUUUGACAUCGAUGAAAAUCUUGCUGAGAACACUGUUGAAAUUUUGGAUGAUCUGAGUGACUGGCCUGCUGAAGUUAUUGAAGAGCAGUCAACUGCAUUGGUGACGUCGUUUGAGGCAAUAACUGCCAACCUAGUGGAGUCAAGAGAAUUUCACGACACUUGAAAAAGUUGGUGAGGACAUUACCAUCAAGGCAGAGAGGAAUUCUACCACUCUUUACAAAACUGAGGGACGUUUUUUCAUUUUUACUGUGCCUAUCACUACAAAUGAAAGUGGCCUUGCUUCCAGCUGCAAGUGACAAUGCCACAUUCUCCAAUGAAACUGGAGACAGUAACACAACCGUUUUCAAUACCACCGUUGAGAGUGACAUUUCUAUGUCUAACGACACCGUUUACUCAUCCAGAACCGAUGCUUCAUUCAACAGAAUAUCCAUUCCAGCCAUUGCAUUUAGGAACAUCUCAGACAAUAAGACGGGAGUAAUUUUCUCCUCGUAUGCCACAGACAUCCUCUUUCCACUUCGCCUCAACCAAUCCCAGAACGACACAUACAAGGCUAUCGGCUCUAAUGUUCUAUCAGGCACAGUGGCUGGGGAGAAUAUACAAGGACUAAAACAACCGAUAAACAUUUCCAUGAGUAUUAUUGUUUCAAACUGGUCAAAUCCAGUGUGUGUGUCCUACAACUUUAGUGAGGGUGAUGGUAAUUGGUCAACUAGUGGCUGCAUAGUCCUGUCAGUUGAUGAGGAAAAUGAGGUGGUGGUCUGCGGCUGUUCUCAUCUCACCAACUUUGGUGUCUUAGUGGAUAUAAAUGCUCGGGAUUCACCACCUAAAGAUAACAAACCUCUGAGAAUAUUUUCGAUAGUUGGAAGUGUACUUUCAAUGGUUGGUCUUUUCUUCAGUAUCAUCACUCUCUUGUGCUUCAAGAAAAUCCGCCAGAAGGAAUCUAGCAAGUUCCAUGUCCAGCUAUGUAUUGCCAUCUUCUGCAUGUUUUUCUUCUUCCUCGUUGGAAUCGACCGCACUGAAAGCGAAGUGGGCUGCACAAUCUGCUCCCUCUUCAUCCAGUACUUCACCAUGGCGUCUGUCGCACUCAUGGGAGCUGAGGCAGUGCUCAUGUUUCACAGACUUAUCAUUGUUUUCGGUCGCAUUCACUUCUUUAUUAUCUCCAUCAUUGCCUGGAUUCUUCCAGCUCCAUUCAUUGUCAUUGGAUUAGCUACUCUUGGAUCUGGCCACAACUAUCUCAUCUCCGAAGGAAAUUUCUGCUUCAUUAGCCACAUUGGAGUGUUCUUUGGCCUGUUUUUGGGACCAGUCCUGGCAAUUGUGUGUUUCAACACCGUCAUCUUUGUUAUAGUUCUCAGAGUUCUCAUCAAGCACUACCUGCGAAAAAUAGAUGACAUUGACAACAAGAAGAAAGUUUUCGGAACUUUCAAAACGUUUCUUAGCGUCGUUUCGAUUAUGUUCAUGUUUGGUCUACAGUGGCUGUUUGGAGCUUUUACAAUCGCACAGGCAUCCGAGGCAUUCCAGUGGCUCUUUGUCAUAUUUUCAACCCUUCAGGGAGUGUUCCUCUUCCUCUACUUCUGUGUUCUGGCUCAGGACGCUCGUGAACACUGGCUGAACCUUCUGACACUAGGCCGCAGAAAGCUCCAGAAACGAAGUCACAUUGUCUCGUUCCAGCCACAGCCACAACGAUCGAAAGCAUAGCUCAUCGUCUGGUUUGACAACCAAUCCAGACUACACCAGCGCCACACUCAAGAAAAACAUUUUACUUGCUUCUCCUAGUUCGUCUAGUAGGACCAACUCAAUCGGUGAAAGUUCAGCAUCCGAAAUGGCCUCCCGAAGAGCUGCCCUGUUUGCCCUCCCUACCAGCAUCACGGAAGAAAAAGAGGCCGAGACUGAAUUUGUAAUCACCAACGGAAAUGUGUCGGACCGAGAUGAUAGCGAAUCAGAUACAUCUGAGGAAAUUGAAAAGGUGGACCUGUGUACUACAAUCACAAAUACUGCCACAGCUGCAGAAGUCCCUCCACACAUUCUCGAGAGACGAUUCAGGUUCCACCACACCCCACUCCCAACUAAAGAAGUUGAAAAAGUCGAUCUCUCGACUGCACCUCCAGUGACACCCAGACCUAUUGUGAUGCCAAAGGAACCAACAGUUGAAAUUCCUCCACAUGUCCUCGAAAGGAGGAGGUCUAGUGCUUUUCAAAAACCAGCAGAAAUUAAUGAGCUCUCUGUAUUAGAGGAAACCGAGGAGAAAGAUGAUAAUGGUGAAGAAUGGGAACUCGAUGAUGCAGCUAACUUUUUUGAAUUCGGUGAUGAUUUCAUGCAACUGUUGAGCCAGAUGUCUACAAUCACAGAUGGAGACUUUGAAGACACAUCAAACCUGUGAUCCAUUAAUUUUGUGAAUCAUUUUUUACUUGAACUCAUCCUUAUUUGUAAUAAAUUAAAUUUGAUCUGUAGCUAUAAUGUCUCGUUGUUAAAGUCCAUAAACUAAAUGUCAUAUGAAAACAUGUAAGUGUAUAAUUAUACAUCAAAAAUUAAUGUGUCAUAAUUAAUUAUGUUUUA